GUGAGCCAGUCCGCGGCUGCUGCGGGGAGGGGGGAGGAGUCAGGCCCUGCGAUGGCGGCGGCAAUGACACCAGUGUAGGAAGCAGCGCGGGUCAGUUCAGCGGUCAGGUGUCCCAGGAUGCCCGGCACCGCGCAGGCGCCGUGAGCGGAGAGGAUCAUGUCAGCCAUGGCUCCUGUGAGCUUUGACGGGAAGGUGGUGCUGGUGACCGGGGCCGGCGGAGGUUUGGGAAGAGCAUAUGCCUUGGCAUUUUCGGAAAGAGGAGCCUUUGUAGUUGUAAAUGACCUUGGGGGUAACAUUAAAGGAGAAGGCAAAGGAUCAUCUGCUGCAGAUAAAGUGGUGGAAGAGAUAAGAGCAAAAGGAGGCAAAGCUGUGGCCAACUAUGAUUCCGUGGAAGAAGGAGAAAAGAUUAUUCAGUCUACUUUGGAUGCCUUUGGAAAGAUAGAUAUUCUUAUUAACAAUGCUGGAAUUUUGAGAGAUCGUUCCUUUGGUAGAACAAGUGACUUGGAUUGGGAUUUAAUUCAUAGAGUUCAUUUGAGAGGCUCAUUCAAGAUCACAAGAGCAGCAUGGAACCACAUGAAGAAUCAAAAGUUUGGCAGAAUUAUUAUGACUGCAUCUGCUGCUGGGAUAUAUGGAAAUUUUGGGCAAGGAAACUAUAGUGCUGCCAAACUGGGAUUACUGGGUCUUUCUAAUACACUUGCUAUUGAGGGUCUAAAAUACAACAUCCACUGCAACACAAUUGCCCCAACGGCAGGUUCCAGAAUGACCCAGACUGUUAUGCCUCAAGACUUGUUGGAUUCCCUGAAACCCGAGUACGUGGCUCCCUUGGUUCUUUGGUUGUGUCAUGAAAGUUGCCAAGAGAAUGGCAGCUUAUUUGAGGUGGGGGCUGGCUGGAUUGGCAAAUUGCGCUGGGAGCGAACCUUGGGUGCCAUUCUAAGACAAAAGAAUCAACCAAUGACACCUGAAGCUGUGCGCGAUAAUUGGGAACGUAUCUGCAACUUUGAAAAUGCCACCAAACCCCAAAGUACCAAAGAUUCCAUUGACAUUCUGUAUGAGGUGCUGACCAAAUUAGAUGCUGAACAAGAAGUCUCCUCAAACCCUACCAAUGGCAUAUUACCAACCAGCUCUUCAGGGAUUGAUCCAGCUCAAGCAAUAGGUCAAAAAAUUACCGCUCCAGGGAUGUACAGUUACACUAACCUACAACCUAUUCUGUACGCUCUUGGUGUUGGCAUGACAACCAAGGACCCAAAACAUUUGAUGUUUCUUUUUGAAGGACAUGAGAAGUUCUCCUGCUUGCCGACAUUUGGGGUAAUCCCUGCCCAAUUUGUUAUCUUCGGUGGUGGGUUUGCAUCUGUUCCUGGACUGAACCUAGAUUUUACAAGGGUGUUACAUGGUGAACAAUAUUUAGAGCUAUACAAGCCACUACCAACGUCAGGACAACUAAAGUCAGAGGCUACCAUUGCUGAUGUUCUUGAUAAGGGAUCUGGAGCUGUCAUAAUUGUGGAUGUUUAUACAUAUAAUGGCGGAGAUUUAAUUUGCUAUAACCAGUUCACUCUAUUUGUUGUGGGAGCUGGAGGCUUUGGUGGAAAAAGAACAUCUGACAAAGCAAAGGUUACCAUGAAUCCACCCAGCAGGGCCCCAGAUGCUGUGAUGAAUGAUAUCACCAGUGCUGACCAGGCUGCUCUGUAUCGACUCAGUGGAGACUGGAACCCUUUGCAUAUUGACCCAAACUUUGCUGCUCUAGGAGGUUUCAAACAGCCUAUUCUGCAUGGGUUGUGUUCUUUUGGGUUUGCUGUUCGACAUGUCUUGAAGCAGUAUGCAAAUGAUGAUGUGACGAAAUUCCAGGCUAUGAAGGCUCGCUUUGCAAAGCCAGUGAUUCCAGGACAGAUGCUGCAAACCGAAAUGUGGAAAGAAGGAAAUCGCAUACAUAUUCAAAUGAAGGUAAAAGAAACAAGUGAUGUUGUCCUUGCAGGAGCAUAUGUGGAUCUAAAGAACACUGCAGAUGAAUCCACAACUAAUAAUGUCGGCAAGCAGGAAGGAGAGCUUCAAAGUGACCUUGUGUUUAGAGAAAUCAGCAGACGCAUUAAAGAUGUUGGCAAGGAGCUGGUGAAGAAGGUGAAUGCAGUCUUCCAAUGGGAUAUCACUAAAGAUGGAAAAACUGCAGCCCAGUGGACUAUUGACCUGAAGAAUGGAUCUGGUGAGUUGUAUAAAGAAGAAGCAAGGAAUCAAGCUGACACAGUCUUUACAGUGUCAGAUGAAGAUUUCAUGAAAGUGGCAUUAGGAAAUCUCAAUCCUCAAAAGGCUUUCUUUGCAGGUAAACUGAAGGUGAAGGGAAACAUCAUGCUGAGUCAGAAACUUGAAAUGAUCCUUAAAGAUUAUGCAAAGCUGUGAGAGAAUAUUGUGACGACAAUGAAGUAUAUCUUGAAGCAGUAUCUCUGCAUGUGCAUCUAUCCUGUUCACAGGACUACUCAAAAAGCUUUCAGCAAUAAAUUUCAAAAUUGUUAUUCUUGUCAAAUCGUAUAACAAUAUAAUUGUUGAUAAAACAUUCUCUUGAAACUAACUAAAAUAAUGUUGAAGCGAACGACACCUUGUUUUAAAGCUAAAUUUGAUGAUGACUUGCCGACAUAGUCUCCUGUGCUUGGUUUAAUUGUGUGGGAGAUGUUCAGUAUGUAACAUUGCAGUGUGAUUUCCCCCCUCCCCACCACAAACUAUAAUGAGAUGUAUUGUUUGUCACUCUAUUGUGGCCAGGUUUCUGAUAAGGAACCUGUUAGUUAUAUUUACUUUUGAGGUUCUCAUUAUUUUGAUCCACAUGUUUUUCUGCAUUGGAAAUUAUUGCCUCUUUGGAUGAAAGCAACUGUAGGAAGAAUGAGAAGAAUUUUUCUCAUUAUGUUACACCACUCAGCCAGAAGCUUGGUCUAAUUAUUUUGUAGGACUAGCUAUAAUUUUUCUGAAAGUAGAGAAAAAUAUUCCUCUUCCUUCCACUUUGUUGUCCAGUAUGAUGUCUUAAAUAAGACAUUGCUUUUAACCAUUUUAAAGUCAAUGAGGGGAGAAUAGUUCAAAAUAAUUUUGUAUAUUCCCUAACAUUUGGUUACACAAUGUUUUGUUUUAAAAUGUUUUGAGCCCUCAUUUGGGUGCCCAGUCAGCAAUGUAAGUGCUUUGAGAUGUCCUCCUGCCAUGAAAGGCUCUAUAUAAAUGUAAAUUAUAUUGAAAGUUUGAUUUGUUUUGUUGAUAUGAAUGUGGUAGGUAAUCCCACUAUUUACUAUAUUGGAGGGAGCUCUCUAUUCAACUUAUUUUGAAAUAAACUAGAAUUUCUAAGCAAGCUAAAGAGAAGAUAUGCACCAUGGAGUUACUGUUUAUGUUGUGUUACCCAUUGGUUCUGUUGUGCUAGUGACCCCAAGAGGCAGUUUAUUCAGCCACUUUUGGUUUGUUCACUGGUGCUGAUAAAAACAAGAAACAGCUGUUAAAUAUUUUAAAUUAUUCCAUUUAGCUAAUCGAACAAAACACCCUCCCUACCGCACAGAUAGUCAGUGCUCUUGAGUUAUAGAGGAUUUUUCUACUUUUGCUCAGCUUGGCGAUUACUGGUUAAAUUAGGCUAAAUUUCACCAGGACACAACAGUGUGUACUCGAGGUCAACAGGGUGUAACUAUUGUGUUUGUAAGCAAUUGAAAGCAAAUAGGGUAAAAGUUUUCUUUUAGUUGUAUGUUUAUUCUCUAAUUUGUGUUGUUAAUGAAACUCAGUAGAAAGUAUUCUUGGUUUAAUAAAUCAGGUAUAAUAUUCCUAAUACAGUUUUCAGGUGGGUAAUAACAUAAUUGUAAUAAUAAUAAUAAUCCUCGUAUUUGCUUUAGCGCUUUCCACAUCUUCCAGAUGUCUCACAGGGCUUCAUAGAACAUACAGUAAAAUGAAUUGACCGUAUAUUUGCGGGUGAAACGUGGCAGCCAAUUGCACACAGCAGUGUCCCACAAACAGUCGUGGAUUGAAAAUGACCAAUUUAUUAUUGUUUUGUUUUGGAGGGAUUAUUAUUAAUUAAAGAAAUAAUCACAAGUAAUUGACUUAAAUUUGAAUAAUUUUGAACAUUAUUUUUAAUAAAUUAAUUUUU
Molecule: messenger RNA, 4093 nt
Organism: Callorhinchus milii (elephant shark)
Lineage: Eukaryota; Metazoa; Chordata; Chondrichthyes; Chimaeriformes; Callorhinchidae
Gene: hsd17b4
Product: hydroxysteroid (17-beta) dehydrogenase 4
Exons: 24
Coding region: 157-2388 (743 amino acids)
Molecular function (GO): oxidoreductase activity
Source: RefSeq, a predicted model, not a curated record